AGUUCAGCUGAGAGUUUAUUCGUUAAGCACGUGUACGGACUGCCAAAAAUUCUUAUUUUGUAGAAUUUUGAAAAAGUGUAGAAUUUUUCAAUAGAAUGAUGUAUACGGAACAAACAGAUUUUAUAAUAGAACUACUGAAUGUCUAUCGCAGUUUGCCGGCAUUGUGGGAUGUAAAUAGCAAGGACUACAAGACGUUAAGCGUUAAAAAUGCUCAAUACGAUAGGCUUUUAUUAAAAUUCCAAGAAAAAUAUCCAAACGCCACUAAAAAGUGUUUAUCAAAGAAAAUUAAUAUUUUACGGACGAAUUAUAGGCGUGAAGUGAAACGUAUGAGAGAACUGGAAAAAAGCGGUAAAAAAGUAGACUUUACGAGAGCAAAUUUGUAUUACUUUAAUGCAAUGGAUUUCCUCAGAGACGUUAAGCCUUUAUGUAGUGAUAACUGUAUCAAUGCAGACCAACGCAUGUAUAAACAACAACCGCAAGAAGCUGUAAAUAUUAAAGAAUAUAAUUUAGCGCCCAAAAAAAUUAAAUUGUUGACUCCCACAAAAUCGUACUUAAAUAAAUCAUCAAAUAAUGACUUAAGUAAUUCACUAAUUGAAAAUUUCAAUGAAUCGUCGAUUGAUGAUGCGGAAUUUAUAACAGAUGACACACCUUCAGGUUAUGCAGGUAGUAUCAAUGAACAAACGCCACAACUAGAGGAUUCUAAAGUUAAUAUUAAUUUCAAUAAUAAAAAUAUUGAAUUGAUUACUGAUAUAAAAUCUGAUUUAAGUAAGUCGUCAAAUGAUAACUUAAAUAACUUGCCUAUUGAUGACUUAACCGAAUCAUCGAUGGAUGACAGGGAAUUUCUUUUGUGCACAGAUAGUAUAAAUGAGCAUGCAAAAACCUAUAAACAACAAUCGUAUAAAACAACUAGCUAUAGUAGUAAGACUGAAAAAAUUAAAAAACAAAGUGAACCGAUUUCUCCAACUGCAACGCAUUUUAAUAAAUCCUCAAGUGAUAUUAAUUCAAAAAUUGCAGAAGUCUGGGCUCACGAAUUGUCCGAUAUGGAAGAAAGACAAAAAUUAUUAGCAAAAAAAUUAAUAAACGAUAUCAUAUUCAAUGGGCAUAUGGGUCUAUUAAAUUAUAAUACUUCUUUAUCCAAUCUCAACAGUAUUUUAUCUCCAACAAGUUCACUUUCUUCGAUUUAUGAGGAGACUCCGCGUAACUCGGGACAAAAAUCGGUACAAAAAAGAAAGUGCACCAGCAAUUACCGCUAUCACAAAUAUAAAUAGAUCAAAUGUAUAUAAUGUUAGACCUUUUAAAAUUUACUUUAAAAUA
Teleopsis dalmanni is the source of this 1314-nucleotide messenger RNA. RefSeq lists its product as uncharacterized. Bases 96 to 1268 code for a protein of 390 amino acids. NCBI's taxonomy places the organism in Eukaryota, Metazoa, Arthropoda, Insecta, Diptera, Diopsidae. The transcript is spliced from 5 exons. The record is from RefSeq and is a predicted model, not a curated record.